This is a messenger RNA of Strongylus vulgaris, 447 nucleotides long. NCBI's taxonomy places the organism in Eukaryota, Metazoa, Nematoda, Chromadorea, Rhabditida, Strongylidae. The record is from the annotation of a GenBank genome assembly.
CGAAAUUUCCAGUUUUUCGAGUAUUUUCGAAUUAUCAUUUUAGUAACUGGUGAAGUCGUUGAGGGAAGGAAGGAUUUCCCAUGUUAUUCGCUUUCAAGAGAUAACUACACCUGCAGCGCAUGCAUUCAACUGCACGAUUCGUGUGCUUGGUGUGGGGCUCCGCUGUUUGAUGCCAAGAAGCAGUAUGCAAGAUGCGACAAUCGCGCUAGAUUACUUGAGCACGGAUGCCCUGAAUCUUACAUUGAAGAUCCUCAGACUGUUCUGGAAGUAGAAAAGGAUGAACCACUGUCUGACAAGGGACAGGUUGAGAAUGAAGAUGAUGCCGUUCAACUCAAACCACAGGAGAUGUUUGUAGAAAUAAGACCAAAAUCACGCGUCCGUUUCAACGUCACUUACCGUCAAGCCGUCGACUAUCCUGUUGAUCUUUAUUAUCUCAUGGACCUAUCA